Molecule: messenger RNA, 1337 nt
Organism: Cylicocyclus nassatus
Lineage: Eukaryota; Metazoa; Nematoda; Chromadorea; Rhabditida; Strongylidae
Source: the annotation of a GenBank genome assembly
UGGUCGCCGGGUGACGUGGGAGUUGGUUUUUAUCUCAUGUGCCUCUGAGCUUUUGGACUGAAUUGAGCCUGGUUCACCAUUGCGUUCGAAUGGUUAUAUCACCUGAAGCUGUUGUAGCGGGGAUGGCGCGUGUUUAUCUGGGGAGACUCCCUUUCCGUGCGCGUGAAAGCGAUAUCGAGAGGUUUUUCCAAGGAUAUGGAAGAAUUACUGACAUUGCGAUGAAGCGAGGAUUUGCCUUUAUCGAAUUUGAAAGCAAAAGAGAUGCCGAAGAUGCGGUAGAUGAACUCAAUGGCCGUUCGAUUUUGGGAGAUAGGGUGCUUGUCGAGAUUGCUAAAGGUCGCCCACAUGGAAGCGACGUCUAUCGUUAUCGAUCUCGCUCGCGUUCUCGCGACCGUAGGCGCCGUAGCCGUUCCCGUUCUCGUAGCCGUGAUCGCAGCAGGCGCAGCAGCAGCAGAAGGAGGGGACGCAGCCGCUCCCGCAGUCGCAGUGCCUCGCCGAAGAGAUCUCGCGGGCGACGUGACUCGAGCCGUUCGAGCCGUAGCAGGUCCCCUGUCAAGAAGAGCCGUUCCAGACGCAGUCGCUCUCCAAAGCGCGACAAGCGUUCUCGCAACAGCUCGCCAGAAAAGACAUCGAGCAGAAGUCCUACUCCUAAAAAGGAAAGAAGCGCGAGCAGGUCUGCCUCCCCUGAGCCAAAGCGAGCGGAAUCACCAUCAGAAAGAAAGAGUCGCAGUGCUACUCCGAAAGACGAAAAGAGGGAUUCCUCGCUCAGUCCAUCUCCUAAAAAGGCAAGACGAACUCGCAGCUCUUCCCGAGAAAGCCCUGACCGCAGUUUCUCUCCACGUCGCGACAAGUCCAGAAGUGCCAGCCCAGCGGGAGAAAAGAACGGAAGGAGCAAAUCUUCGGAUAAUGGGGAUCGCUCAAGAUCUCGCUCGCGCAGUCGCGAUCGUGAUAGAAAAGAUCGUCAAGUGAUCGCAGUGGAUCUGACCGCGAUUGAUGGAAAAGACGAGUCCACAAUCACCACAACCACUCCCUACGCUGAUCUGUACGUCGCACAAUUCCAUUUUGGCCAACACCACUUUGCAAAAUCAAACGCUCAAGGCUUCAUUCAAUUGCUUCAGGUCGCUUCAGGUUUUUGGAGUGUUUCCACAGCAAAACUAUCAGUUGGUCAGUUAUCCACGUUUCAGUUUCGACUUUGUCUAAAUAUGUCCAAGCUAUUGCGAUUGAUGGAGGGAGACACGCACGUGGUUCACGAAUAUGAUAUUCUUUCGACAAGCACUGAGUACACUACUAUAUUACAGCAAGUCACGAAUCUCCUCUUGAAUAUCCUGCACGAAUAG